Messenger RNA from Amborella trichopoda, 866 nucleotides. NCBI's taxonomy places the organism in Eukaryota, Viridiplantae, Streptophyta, Magnoliopsida, Amborellales, Amborellaceae. The record is from RefSeq and is a predicted model, not a curated record.
UUGGUAAAUGUUCGAUACACACUCAAACAAACCAUUCUAAGUGCCUUUCCGCUCACUCUAAUAUGGCGCCUGCGCCCCUUCUCACGCUCAUCUUCUUUCUCUAUCUUCCUCUUCUUUCGCUUCAUCAUGCAUUUGCACAAUCGAACACGAACAUCACGCGAGGGACCACCCUUUCCUCUUCCUCUGCAAAUAACUCAUAUCGGACCUCUCCUUCCGGUGAUUUUGCAUUUGGGUUUUAUUCGAUAGAAGGCAACCAAUUCCUCGUUGGAAUUUGGUUCCAUAAGAUAUCAGAGAGAACCCUGGUUUGGUCAGCAAAUAGAGAUCAACCUGUGCAAUCUGGCUCCACCAUUCAGUUGACACUUGAUGGGAGGCUAGGCUUCACAGAUUCAAAGGGCCUGGAAACUUGGAUAUACAAUCAAACGACUGGUGUGAGCUCAGGAGCCGUGCUUGAUACUGGUAAUUUCAUAUUGGUAGACUCUGUAUCCUCUAUUUUAUGGCAAAGUUUUGAGAACCCCACUGAUACUUUAUUACCAGGCCAAACCUUUGGCCAAGAAAAAUACUUGUAUUCCAAUCGAUUGGAGGGAGAUUAUAGAACUGGUAGAUUCAUGUUAGUCAUGCAAAAUGAUGGAAAUCUUGUGCUCUACCCGAAAGAUCGGAAGUUUAUAAGUCCUAAUCCUGCAUAUUAUGAGACCAAAACAGAUGGAGCAUCAUCACCAGUUCGUUUGGUGUUCGAUCGCUCUGGUGUUCUUUAUCUCACAAACUCAAACGAUCAGGUAAUCGCCAAUGUUUCUUCAAAUGCACUGAACUCUGAGGAUUUUUAUCUAAGGGCCACAAUUGAUAGUGAUGGUUUUUUCCGGCGAUACUCU